GCUCGCCUUUGAUUGGCUGACAGACUCAACGACCUUUCCGAAACAGAACAGGCCGAAAAAUGAAUUCUUUUUUACCAGCUGUGGCCGAACAACUUUUCAGAGAUAUCCAAAAAACAUACCAGGAAACGUCUCAGAUUCCUGAUGACCUGCUUGUUGCGCUGAAGUUUGUCUUUGGGUCAUGUGCGCUGCAGGCUUUGGACCUGGUUGACCAGCGCUCAGUCACCUGUGUGUCAUCUCCCAGUGGACGCAAAGCAUUCCAGGUAAUGGGAGGCUCAGGGCGUUUGUACACCUGCUUCGUGUCGUGUCACUACUGCCCGUGCCCAGCUUUUGCCUACACUGUGCUCCGCAGGAAUGAAGGCCCACUGUGCAAACACAUCCUGGCUGUGUACCUGUGUCAGGCCAUGGGUGUGACUCAGCAGGAGAGCGUGUCUGAUCAGCAGAUGUCGAUGCUGCUCAGCGGGACUGAAGUCUUGUGACGUGCAGCAGGUGGAACGCACAGCCUCGUGGAACCUUUUUGGAUGAGAGUGGAUGUUUUUAAACGGACACUUAAGGUCACUGCAGAGAAGACGAGAACACAACAAUGUCAUUGGCUCUUUAGACUUCCCUAUGAAAGACACCAGAUGUUGCUCUAUCUAUUUUUGCUUUGGAAGAGUCCUUAAUCUGUUUCCAGGGCAGCAGCAUCUGUUCCUUGAGCAUGUGCGGCUUUAUAUUCAGAGUCUUUUCAUCUUAAGCUGCAUCAAUUUGAGAAGUAGUGAGAGUUUGCACGUCAAAGACCUUUUCCAACAAUUUUUCCACUGUGUAUAUUUGUAAAUAUCAAUUAUGUGUCAUUUAAGAAGUUCUAUCAAUAAAGACAUGUGUAACAAUAUAAA
This is a messenger RNA of Notolabrus celidotus (New Zealand spotty), 869 nucleotides long. RefSeq names its product zinc finger, SWIM-type containing 7 (gene zswim7). Gene Ontology annotation, cellular component: Shu complex. The record is from RefSeq and is a predicted model, not a curated record. Lineage: Eukaryota; Metazoa; Chordata; Actinopteri; Labriformes; Labridae. Bases 60 to 476 code for a protein of 138 amino acids. Gene Ontology annotation, biological process: double-strand break repair via homologous recombination. Gene Ontology annotation, molecular function: zinc ion binding. The transcript has 5 exons.